Messenger RNA from Apodemus sylvaticus (European woodmouse), 1808 nucleotides. It is a transcript of the gene Abi3, whose product is annotated as ABI family member 3. The record is from RefSeq and is a predicted model, not a curated record. Gene Ontology annotation, biological process: regulation of cell migration. Bases 498 to 1535 code for a protein of 345 amino acids. Lineage: Eukaryota; Metazoa; Chordata; Mammalia; Rodentia; Muridae. Gene Ontology annotation, cellular component: lamellipodium. The transcript has 8 exons. Gene Ontology annotation, molecular function: SH3 domain binding.
AGAGGCAUCCAGAGGAAUCUCCCGGAGAAUACAACUCUGACAGCACCGGUGAUGGGUCCCACGGAGAACACAGAGUUCCAAGCCAGGAGGCCGCGGGUGUGCAGCCUUGCCUGGCAGGACACUGCCCCUUCUAAUUUGCCUGGGACUCACCUCUGCCUCCCCACACCGCCCAAAAGGACAGGCUUCAGUGCAGCCAGCUCAUGAUUGAAGGGGAAGGAGGAAGCUGCUUGGUGAAGCAAGAGACCCAAAAAGGUUUACCCAGCCCUGAAGGUCUGGUCUGGGACCGGAAAAAAAAGUCCUCUUUUGUCUUCAGCCACUCUCUGGUCCCUUUCCCACCGGCUGGCAGUGUGGCUCUGGCCAGUGUCAGGCACGCAGUAGGAAGCUAUCCAGCUCAUGUUGGCUUCCCCCUUUGACCUGUCCAUCAGCCAACAAAUGCACAUUUACUUAAUAUCUUCUGUGUGUUGGGGACUGUGUGUCAGCAUCGGAGGCAGAAGAGAAUGGACCAGCUCUCUGUUUUCAUGGCCACAGACAAGCGGAAGGCGCUGGAAGAGACAAUGGCUUUCACCACCCAGGCCCUGGCCAGCGUGGCCUACCAAGUGGGUAACCUGGCCGGGCAUACUCUUCGAAUGCUGGAUCUACAGGGUGCUGCCCUGCGGCAGGUGGAAGCCAAGAUGAGCACACUGGGCCAGAUGGUAAACAUGCAUAUGGAGAAAGUCGCCAGAAGGGAGAUUGGUACUUUAGCCACUGUUGUGCGGCUGCCCCCUAGCCAGAAGGUCAUCCCUCCUGAGAGCCUGCCUCCCCUCACCCCGUACCACAGAAAACCCCUCAACUUUGCCUGCUUGGAUGACAUUGGUCAUGGAAUCAAGGACUUGAGCACGCAGCUGUCACGGACCGGGACCCUGUCUCGCAAGAGCAUAAAGGCGCCUGCUACCCCUGCCUCCGCCACGCUGGGGAGACCACCCCGGAUCCCUGAGCCGGUGCAGCUCCCCGCCGUGCCUGACGGCAGACUCUCCGCUGCCUCCUCUGCCUCUUCCUUGGCCUCGGCAGGGAGUGCGGAAGGUGCCAGCGGGAUUCCCCAGUCCAAGGGACAGGUAGCGCCUGCAACCCCGCCGCCGCCUCCACCGGCAGCACCAGCAACCCCGCCUCCUCCUCCACCGGUAGCGUCUGCAACCCCACCUCCUCCGCCAUUGUCUCCUGAGGUCUUCUUGCUGUCCCCUCUGCCGGAGGUGUCCCAGCUUCCUCCGGAAGCAGAGCUGCCCCUGCCUCCUCCCCCAGCUCUAGAGGAGGCUGCACUGGGGCUGCUGCCUCCGCCCCCACCAGGUUUUGGACCAGAUGAGCCCAGCUGGGUCCCUGCUACCUACUUGGAGAAAGUGGUGACACUGUACCCAUACACCCGGCAGAAGGACAAUGAGCUCUCCUUCUCUGAAGGCACCGUCAUCUGUGUCACCCGCCGCUACUCGGAUGGUUGGUGUGAGGGUGUCAGCUCGGAGGGCACUGGAUUCUUCCCAGGGAACUAUGUGGAGCCCAGCUGCUGACAGCCCGGAUCUGUCCCCUCAGUGGGCCUCUCAAGCCGCAAGAUGCCAGCUCCCACAGCCGAAGCUGGACUGAGGACCUGUCUACCUCUCGGGACUGUGAACUGUGUUCAGUCCCUGCUCCGCACGGCAGUGGGAAGGGGGGCUAGAGAGGGGGAUUACCCCGGGGGGGGGGAUUGCCACAGAUGGCAGAAACAAAACAAAACAAAAAGCUAAACUUAGACCCUUCGCUCAUGCACAGAAGACGGCCAGCUUUGAAUAAAACUGUUGACCUUC